Messenger RNA from Schistosoma turkestanicum, 1377 nucleotides. The record is from the annotation of a GenBank genome assembly. NCBI's taxonomy places the organism in Eukaryota, Metazoa, Platyhelminthes, Trematoda, Strigeidida, Schistosomatidae.
CCGAAUCGGGCGCGAAGGUAUCACAUGGUUAAUACUAGCUUGUAAGAAAAAUGUUGGCUAUUGAAUAAGUUAUGCAGCACGUUGGAUUCGGUGACCAGUUGCAUUCUUCCAAAUCGCUUAUACUUGGUCUGCAAAUAUUGAAUUUCAACAGGCUUCUUUGUUUGAUGGGGUAUGAGUUCCCAGAAAGGUAAUGCACAGCGGACACGCCCCCAGAAAUAUAAGAAUACAAAAGUUUUUAAAAACAACUUGCAUGAUACUUCUAAGGAAAUCAAGCGCCUGAACAAUCUAACAUUCGAUUGUUUGUGUCCUAGAUGUUCGGAUGUCAUACAAUGGAGGGUUAAAUACAAAAAGUACCAUCAGUUAUCAAACCCAAGAGUCUGUGUGAAGUGUAACAGAAAGACUGUGAAGCAAGCCUACUAUACAGUCUGUGUGGAUUGUUCAUGUGCUUUGAAAAUCUGCUCCAAGUGUGGAAAAUCGGAUGAAUCAAUUAAUUUUGAUUCUACAGAGACACAGGAUCUCGACCAGCAAUUUACUGAUGCUUUAAAAACUGUUCGUGAGAGAGAACGACCGUUGGAGCUGACAUCUACUGUUUGUCACUGAGUUCCUGCUAAAAUUUUUAUCGUUGUGAAGCUUCCUGACCAGUUUUUAUAAACUGGAUAAUAAUAACUACGUGAUUUAUUACCUGCCAUAGAGUGGACUUUUUAAAUGACCGAAUUAAUGCCGAUCACUUUCCAGUUUAUCCUGUAUAGACUAUAACAACCAUAGUACUCAAGACUUAAUAUCGCUACUACUUUGACUUGGCUGAAGAAUUUUCGAAGUUGACCCAACUAAUACAUCAAAUAAGAUCAGAUCCACGAUUUUUAAAAUUUUAGGAUGAAUAAUAUUACUCCUACACAUGAUACUUGACAAAUAUAUCUCUCCUAUCUAAGCAUGUUACAGAUCAAAUUUGAUGACUGCUAAGAUGGUUAACCACCUCAUGACUUUUAUUGAUUAGUUACUGUGUUAAUAACAGAAUUAAAAGUAAUUUGCAUUUUUGAAAUAUAUACACCUUCUGUAGGCACCCUUCUACGUCUGACCCAGUCCAAUAAAAAUGUAGUUGAGUCCACCGAUACUAACGCCAACGAUGAAUGUCGUCCAGGCGAUCCGAAAGAAUUAAUUGUGGAGCAACUAUCAAGUGUCAAAUUCGAUGAAAGUCGAUAUGAAUCAGAUUAUUCAAAAUCCAGUUAGCGGAAUAACAUUGAUAUAUUAUAAAUGUCGCAAACAAAAAAACCUUUUAAAAACCAUCAUCUUAUUUGAUUGAUAUCAUGAGGAAACUCAAACUAUGUAACAAACAAUUUUUCUAAAUGAAAAACUCAACAUUUUGGUAUCAUUUUAGAA